Messenger RNA from Polypterus senegalus (gray bichir), 957 nucleotides. Its product is annotated as olfactory receptor class A-like protein 1. NCBI's taxonomy places the organism in Eukaryota, Metazoa, Chordata, Cladistia, Polypteriformes, Polypteridae. The transcript has a single exon. Bases 1 to 957 code for a protein of 318 amino acids. Gene Ontology annotation, molecular function: pheromone receptor activity. Gene Ontology annotation, biological process: G protein-coupled receptor signaling pathway. The record is from RefSeq and is a predicted model, not a curated record. Gene Ontology annotation, cellular component: membrane.
AUGGACACCAGAUCAAUCAUCAAAGCUUCAGUAUUCCUCAUCUUGACGCUGAUCAGCACUCCGUCCAAUCUCGCCAUCUGCUGCGCUUUCCUGGACAUGCUGCUAACUGAUGGCAAACUCAUGGCCACCGAUGUCAUCCUCUUCCACCUAGCCUUAUCCAACCUAAUGGUGGCACUAUCCCGCAGUGUCCCUCAGACGCUCACUGCAUUUGGGUGCACUAAUUUAUUUGAUGACUUGGGCUGUAAAGUUAUCGUCUUCUGCUUUCGCCUUUACCGUGGCCUUUCCAUAAGCCUCACCUGUCUGCUAAGCGUAUACCAAGCUGUCAUCAUCUCUCCUGCCAUCACAAAGCUGGCAGUGCUGAAAAAUGGACUGUCAAGGAGUCUGGUACCCUUAAUCAUAUUUCUCUAUGUCUUUUGUGGUAGUACUAACGUGUACCCAAUUCUGUAUGCUGUGUCUAAAUUGAUAAACAACACUGUGCCACCUUAUACAUUCAACCUGGAAUUCUGCUUUAUUCCAUACCCUGAUGCAACCUCCUAUAUUUCGGCCGGACUCAUUAAUUUUUUUAGAGAUUUUUUGUUCAUCUUACUGAUGGCCAUCAUGAGUGUUUAUAUUCUGGUACUUCUUUACCAACAUGGCAAAAAAGUCAAAAGCAUUAGGAGCUCCGAUCGGAAUCAUUCAGAAGCAAGACCUGAAACCAAGGCAUCCCGAGCCGUGGUCACCUUGGUCAUCCUCUAUGUCAUCUUCUUUGGAGUUGACAAUGUUAUCUGGUUGUACUCACUAUCUGUAUUUAGAGUGGCAACACUUAUUAAUGACAUCCGGGUCUUCUUUGCCACCCUUUACACUUCGGUGUGCCCAGUUGUUGUCAUUGCCACCAAUCCGAAGGUCAAAGCAAAGCUGAAGGAGUUCAGCUUGAAGAGACUUCCUAAUUCAGUGAAGACCAUUAAUCCUACUGUAUAA